Messenger RNA from Scatophagus argus, 5251 nucleotides. It is a transcript of the gene cdc42ep4a, whose product is annotated as CDC42 effector protein (Rho GTPase binding) 4a. Lineage: Eukaryota; Metazoa; Chordata; Actinopteri; Scatophagidae. The coding region runs from base 1434 to 2480 and encodes 348 amino acids. The transcript has 2 exons. The record is from RefSeq and is a predicted model, not a curated record.
AGCUUGUCAACAAUUUUGCUGUCAAAAUGAAAUGAUGCAGAUGUGUUUCGUUUGCUCAUCCUGUCUGUUUCUGUCCCUCAUUCUGUGUCUCCAUUGGGCCUCUGCUGCAGCCAGACCCCGAGUGUUGUGAAAGUGUGUUUAUAAAGUCAAUCCCCGAGCUGUGACCCCACAGUUCCCACGCUAACUGCUGCCUUCUCAGGCCCUUUUCCACUUUCUUCAUUCCCGUGUACACCCACACGUGCAUGAACACACACUUGUACAAAGAUACACAAAGCUAUAAAUACAGCAAGGCUGUGAAUCGGGUUUGAUGUAGCUGCUGAAGCAGAGCUUUUGGAUCUCAUUUAGAUUCAACUGAUGAGGAACCCAUGUCCUAGCAAUGGGCACCAUUGAGCUUUUCAGACUUAUCCUGGCCUGGGGGGGGGAGUAAGUUGGAGGAAUUGAAGGGAGGCUUUCACCAUCUCCCUUUGUUUCAACCCCUGCUUGUUUUUCCUAGCCUGUUUAUGCCAUCCAGAAGCAACCACUCAGAAAAACUUUUUGGCUGGGUGUGAAUUAUUUCCCCCUCAUUAUUUCCCAAAAACAAACCAGACCAUGCAGCUUCAAUAAUAAAUAUGUUUCUGCAAAAAAACGUUACCUUGGAACAAAAGCAUUUUGAGUGCAUGGAAAGUUUUCAUGCUGUGUCUGAACCUGCGUCAGAACUGCUGUAAUCUUAUAUAAUCUCACACUUUUGUUUCUCUUUUAUACACAUUACUGUAUUUUCUUGUCUACACUACUGGAACUUUUGUGUAUUUUGUUUUUCACUAAUUUCUAUUUUUACCAAUAAAACGCACACAACAUGGAUGAAGUGAGCAAGUAAAAACAUAGCAGGGAUCAUAUUAACAGGAUGUAUUGUCUGAGCUUGAGACUGACACAGAAGGAGACCAUGUGUUGCAUGAUUGCAUGAAGCCUGAAACCUCCUGCAGCUCCAGACAGGAAAUGCUGUCGCUUGCUUGCAGGAGGGUGUCUCUAUGGAAACCAAAGCAGGUGAGGGCAUUAACAGGAAGAGGAGUAGAGGCUCAGCUGGCAAAGAAAGGGGGUGGAGACGGAAGAAUGAGGUCAGCUCGCUAAAAAGCUCGUCACAUCAAACCAGCUGAAAAUCUCCCGUCGAUACUUUUACCGACUCUGACUUAAAUAUCUUUUUUAGAUUUGCCUUUAAAAAAAUCCAAAGUGGAAGUUAAGUUGCUCACUGUUUUUAAUUAUCUUACUGUGCUAGCGUGUGUAAACAAAGAGUGAGGCACUAUGUGCAAGCUGGAGAGCUGCACACUGAAGACAGCAAGGUUCCCUGGCUGACCGCAGUUAAGAAGCAUCGAUUGGAUUGAAUUAAAGAUUAAGAAGCUCUUCGGAUAACCUGCUGCAUCUUUAACUUCUUCCUUGUGCGAAAUAGAAAACGGUUAAUCAUGCCAAUCCUAAAACAGCUAGUGUCUGGCUCCCAGACCAAACGCCGCUCACGCAUGGACCUGACCAGGGAGAUGAUCAGUGCUCCGCUGGGUGACUUCCGCCACACUAUGCAUGUUGGCCGCAGUGGUGAUGCGUUUGGAGACACUUCCUUCCUCAGCACGCGCUCAGGGGAACCUCCAGAGACCACAUCCUAUCCCAGCUCUCCACGGCCUAGCCUUCUGUCUCGCACCUUUAGAAGUAGCAAACGCUCUCAGUCAGUGACCAGAGUGGACCAACAGAGGGAUAACGCCCUGAUGGUCCCUGGCGGGUCACCCACCUAUGUGAAGAAUGCCAUGUCGCUGCCCUUCCUCAAUGACGGAGACAGAGACAGCUUGGUGGCAAAAAGUUUGUCGUCAAGUCCGUUAAAGCAUGGGGAGGUGGAUGGGAGAGGUGCUGCCGCAGCUACUCACUUUCUGGAGCUGGAAGAGCGAAGCUUUGGUGAGCUGACUGAGCUUCCUGAGAGCUCGCACCACUAUGGAGGUGGCAUGAAGCACGCCGUGUCAGUGAUGUCAUUCCAUGUUGACCUGGGACCCUCCAUGCUGGGUGACAUCCUAGGGGUGAUGGAGAAGGAGGAUGACGAUCUUGGCUACGAGGAGGGCAAGAGCAGCGAGGGCCGUGCCUCGCCACCUCUCAGCACCCACGGGGAGGAAGAAGAUAGUGUGGAGAGAGAAAAAGAUGAUGAUGCAGAGGAGCAGAUGGAGGCACAGGAGGAAGAAGCAGCAGAACUGCAGCAGCAGGCCUCUAUGCAUCCAUGCAGCUCUGUUGAUCUGGGUCCUGAGAAUGGAGGGCCCUACACCCCAGAGUACACUCCAGAAACUCGGCCCAAACACUUGCAACAUCUAGACAGCUGCUCCAUGUCCAGCUCUGGCUCUGCUGCCCUGGAUGAAAAACCAAGUAGCCUGACCUAUGCAGGAGAUACAGACAGUGCCACCUUCAGUGCUCUGCCAGAGGAGGAGAGCAACUUCUCCUCUUUCUUGGAGGAUGAAGACGAUGAGAUCCGCGUAUGAGUUUCCAAAGCCGCCGCCUUUAAAAAAAAAAUAAAUGGGACAAAGAUCUGGAAGGGGUUUAUGUGAAAAUGGCAAGUCCUUUGACGGUGUGGAUUUGCACUUGAACGGAAUGAGUCACUGUUUGGUUCUGUGGGGAAUGGAACUGUGAAGAAGACAGAGGACUCCUGCUUUGUAGGUCUGCAAGGAGAGACUGACUGCUCCUUUAGGACGAGCCCGAGCUCCAUCUGUCAGAUAGGCUUGUCCUCUACUUUCUGAAUGCCCGUCAAUCCUGUCUCUGCCUUUUGAACACUGAGGGAACUGACAUGGAAGAGCACCCGCUUUUUAAAUAUGGAACAUUCCAGAAGUAUGCAGGGAGGACUGGUUAGAAAGAAACUUUUGUAGGAAAAACACUUUCCAUAACUAAAGCUCAGUUCACGCUUCCUUUCUCCCUUCUCACUUGACGUGUCACAUGUGCUUUUUUCAUUUGGUUUGCCUGUGCUCUUGUUGUGUUUUCUUUCUCUGACUGUGGGACAUCAAGAGGGCUGAGCAGAAGAAGAGGCCUCUGUCACCACAGGAUCACUUCGAGGUAUCUUGUCACAAUAAAGGGGGUUGUGUUUGGCACUGUAGUGUGAAGCCCUGUCUUGUGCCUCUUUCAUCUGAAACCAUUAUAGUAAAGAGCCAUAGAUCUGUCAGAAUUUUCUCCCUUAUAUAACUCAGGGUCCAUGUGACGUUGCUCAAAGGCUGCCGUUUCCUGCUGUGAAUCUAGACCACAAAGCCCCAGACCAAAAUUCUCUUCUGUUUUUAAUUCACUGUGGGCACCACGCUUCGCUUCAGUGUACAUUUGAGAAAAGCAGAGUUGUAAAGCUAAUGGAGGUACAUUGGCCUGCAUUCAUUAUAAAGCAUGGUGUUACUACAGGAAACCUGAGGUGUGAAGAGUGGUGUGUGUGGUACAUUGCAGGGGGAACUGUGCACUGUGUUUGUUAUGCUUUUCUUUCAUCCUGAAGGCAUAAAGAUAAUGAUUUUUACAAAUUUCAGUGAACUGACAUGAAUUUGCCACCUUCCCUCCACUAAUCUGUCAUUUCAAGUUGAAACAGAAAAGAGCUUGAUAACCACUUCCUUCCUUGUUUUUGUACAUCCGAGCAGCUGCAGUGGUGCAACUGAACCAUGCUGAUCCUCAUUAGUCCAGGGGCUGCCUUAAUGUAUAAAACAGUUUUCACUACUAAUCACAAGGAGGGCUUUAGUGCAUGUUUUGGAAAAUCAGUGGACAAACAGGCACAAUUAAACCAGACACUACUAGUAUUUGGUGUUUAGUACCUGUAGGUUGUUUUUAUUUUUGCUAUAUUUCUUAUGCCUGUGUGAAAAGUGGAUGAAAAAGAAAGACAGCCAGCAAAAGCAUUAAAAAAAGAAGAUUGCUAUCUUUAUGCAAGUUGCAUAGUCAUUGCAGCUUCACUGUAUCUCUUGCAUCAUUAAAAGAUGUGGCCAGAAGUAUUGAGGCUCAGCUGCGCUGAUUGACUUUACUGCCUUAACUGAAAGUGACAGAUGUGCCAAAUUAUAAUUUUCCAGCCAAAAAUAAUAUCAGUCGUGAGUCUCACUGUUGGGAGAGCCUGUCAAAUCCUAUCCUUUUUGAAUUUAAGUUCAGACUGAGUUUCAACACCUAGGUUAAAAAUAUAAAAUGAAAAUAUCAUUCUGAGGCGUGAUACCAUGCUGGGGUAAAAAGGAAAUGAAUUAAUUUGCAAAACUGGAUAUUUAUAUUUCCAAUUUCUCAAACACUACAUAACAUUCAGGUAAUUUUUAGGGUUAACAAUUUUGUGAGAAUGGGAAGUUGUCUGUGUUGGCCUCUGUGUGUAAUGUUGUGUAUUAUGCCUUACUGUUGUCUUCUUUAUUGAAUAUUUACAUCUUUUUUUCUGUAUUAUCCCAAAUAACCUAUAUUUUUCAAUAAAAGAAAUGCUGAACAUCUUUACAGCUGCAUAUUCAAUUGCCAGUUUGUCUCUGUGCAUCAGAAGAUAAUGCAGUAGAAGUGGUUCUCAGUCAACAGCAUUAACAAAGGAAUUCCUUGACUGCCUCGUCUGUUUCCUGUCACUAUUCUCUGACUCUCCCAGAGGAGGAAGGAAGGAAGCAAUCGAGGCCUAUUUGGACAUGUCUCUUAAGUUUUAACUGUACGAGCUGAGAAUGAUGUUAUGACUCAUGAGUGUGUGCGUGUGUGAGGGAGAGAUAGAAGAGACCCCCAUGGAGUAGCUACUCAUCAGCACAAAUGUGGGAGGGGUGAAGGAUUUAUGGAGGGAGGAAACAUUUAUCAUCGUGCCGAGCCGCGAUCAUAAACAAUGAUGGCAGGUGAUUUUUCUCACCUUGCUGAUUGGAGGAUGGGUGAGUCUUGCACUCACGUAAGACCAGGAUCCUGCCCAUCAUCGUGGACUCAUGAACUGUUUGGUCACUUCUGAUUUUACAGCACAUGCUUUGGCUUUAGCGAGCCCUUCACUGCUCGGUCAAAGUUCAACGCACCCUGAGUGGUUCACACCAGGCGCAGACAGUUCAAGGUCUCACUCACAUUAAAGCUGCAUGCUGAAAACACAGCCCUGUUCUCCUCUUUUUCUUGAUUCAGUCUUUCAUCCACUUCCUGGGAUGCUUAAUCUCUUUCCACUUUGAUUUUUUUUUACAGUCCCGUUCAGUCAGAGGGCUGGAAAAAAUUCAUUAUUCUGAUACUUGUGGUUAAAAACAGGCCAUUUAUAUUGAUUGUUGUGGUCAAUACAAACCAGUGGGGUUAUUGACUGUAUAAAGUCAUCUGUCUUUUUUGA